AUGUCGCGCCCAGCAGCGCGUAAGGCCGCUCCUAAGGGGGAAUACAUCGAGACCGAUUCCGGCAACAAAGUCUCCCGCCGCAGCGCGAUCACCGGUACUGCCAACAUCACGCUCGGCGGGCGCACCGUCAUCAUGGCCGACGUGCAACUGCGCGGCGACCUGCACCCCACACGCUCGGCACCCUCGUCGUCUGGGAAGCGUGAUUAA
Molecule: messenger RNA, 207 nt
Organism: Alternaria novae-zelandiae
Lineage: Eukaryota; Fungi; Ascomycota; Dothideomycetes; Pleosporales; Pleosporaceae
Exons: 3
Coding region: 1-207 (68 amino acids)
Source: RefSeq, a predicted model, not a curated record